AUGGAACUAUAUUUCUAAUCUGGUAUAGAUACUCCAAGCAUACUUGACUGGCAAAUUUAAGAAUAUAAGAAUAAAAAACUUAAGAUUCAGUUUCAUUUCAACAAUACCAAGUACAUCUCUUAAUAUACUUAUAUUGAUGGAAUAACUAUCGACUAAGAAUUGCCUCCUCAAAAUUUAAAUUCAAGCGGACUUCAGAUACUUGAAUCUUCACUUAUAGCUGCUAAGACAAUUAUUACAGUAACAGUAGUGUCAAACUUUGCUUUAUCAAUAAUACUCAGUAUAUCAAUGAGAUAGCUUUGGAAACUAGUUAAUACACUUCAAUUAAUAACCUACAUACCGAUGCUUUCAGUGGCAUUACCUUAAAAUGCUAUGAUUUGCUUUAACUCUCUAAUUUAGAUAUCAAAUCUUGAUCUCAUUCCUAAAGAAACGCUUUCAAAAAUGUUUAAACUUACACCUUAUUAAGACACUGAUAAUGGUGCAAGAGUUAAUGACAAUUUAGAUGAUCAACUUUUUAUCUCUUUUUUCCAACUAGCAUGCACUGCAUUUAUUGUUACAACUCCCUUUUUGCUUCUGUAAUUCUUAAGGAACAAUGCAAAGAAGCUUAAUAGAUCUGUGACAAUUAGCCAAUAUGGUGCACUAUAUUUAGGCUUGAAUCCUGAAAAAUACAUGAUAGUUUAUUGGAUUUUUAUUUACUUAAUGAGGAGAUUAAUGUUUGCUGUAUCUAUUGUAUUUAUGAAAAAUUCUUCAACUACCUAACUAGCUCAAAUUUUGAAGAAGUUUCUAGAAGAUCGGAAAAAGAAGAACAGCGAACUCAUAAAAUAUAGUCAAAUAGUUGAUAAAAUUUUCAAUGAAGAAAUAAGAUAAAAAAUGUACUCAACAGAUAACAGUAUGAUGACGAGUACUAUGACAAAUACUGAAAUAUUGAAUGACAUCUAAAUUGAGGAUAUAACUAAUUAGAAAGCAUAUAUACAGUAUCGAACAAAAGUUGAGAAAAGAAAGAAGCCUAGAAAUAAAAAAUAGUUGGGCUCUGUUUAAUUAAAAAAUAAGUACUUGAGCGAGAAUGAUGAAUUUGACUAUGAACAAGAGUAGUAUAUUGACACCUUUUACAAUAUUUACUAGAAGUAAAAAGAUUAUUAAAGCAAUAAUCAACUGUUCAAAAAUGAUGAGCCUAAAACUUAAGCAUAGUUAAUAGAAGAAUUUAGAAAAUGCUUUGAGAAGUUUUUAGAGAAAAAAACUCAUUAGAAAAGGUUAAAAAUACCGUGGAAUGGAAAUGUUACCAAGUUUUUAGAAUCAACGUUUAAAAUCAUUUACGAAAAUGAGCCAUUAGAAAAGACUGAUUAGAAUAGACAGAAUUUUGAGUAUUUCAUUAAAUGUGUUCGAAAAAUUUUCAUCAAAGAAACAUCGUUGGUCUACGAAACAAGAAGAAAGGAAAGCAAAAUGCUUUAUAACAGCUAACUUUAUAAAGUAGUAAUGAAUAGAAUACUAAGUCUAGUGAAAUUAUUCCUAAGUGAAGAAGAACUAAAUCAAGAAAAUAUGGAUAAAUACAGAACUUUAGUCAUCUAAACGUUAAAAUGCUCUCUUGUCUUGAGGUAGCUAAAUUACGUUUUGAGAAAUUGCCUCUGCCAAAUUAAUCAAGAUUCUCCACUUAUCCUAAAGCAAAUAAUUAGAACAGAGUAUAUGCUAGCCUUACCUGAAAACUAAAGUGAUAGCAAAUGGGAUCUUAGCAAAAAUGAGCUUCUCUCAAUUAAGAAUUAAUUGAUAAAUGAGGUUUAUAACAUUCCAAGAUUUUUUGAAAAAGCUAAUUUUGAUAUAAAUUCACUAAGCAUGAUUAAUGAAAUUAGUACCGCGAUAAUCUUAAAUUGUCGUAACAUUAUGAGAAAUGAUGGAAAAUUUGUCAAUUAAACGUACGUAAUCCUAAGUCUUUUAUCAAAGAACUUACUUAAAGGUUACCUUGAAUUUACUCAAAGGCUAAAAGAAUAAGAUAAAUCUGCUUAUUGGGGCUAGAAUGUUGAAAUAAUCAAUGAAGCGAAUAUAAGAAUUAGAUAAGCAGAUAUCAUCAAUAAAUAGAUAGGUAAUAUCAAAUAUGAAGAAUAUUUUACUGUUGGAGAAAGUGAAUACACUAAAAUUAAAAGAAGCAAGCAGCUUGAAAUGAUUCAUCUAUCUCAAAAAAUACAUGACUAAGUAUUGCAAAUUUUAGAGGUACUAGAUGAGAAUCUUUAAAAGAUAGAGGUUGAUGGAGAAAAUGAUUUAAAAGUAGAGAGAAUAUUAAAUGAACUACAUAGAGAUAAAGAAUUGGAUGAUGCCCUUAGUGAGACAAAUAGAAGUACAAUUUCCUAUUAUGAAAAAAAAUUUGAGAAGCAAAUCUUUUAGGUUUUCGAAAAUAACAUAGAGGAGAGAUUGAAUUUAGAUAGUUUAAAGCAAUCUUCAAGAAGACAAAGGCUAAAUGACCUUACUAGUUUUUCACUAAUAGAUAAAAGCAGUCUCUCUUUUUAAAUGGAGAGUGUAUAUAAUGAAAUCAUGGAGUUAGUAAAAGAUCCAAUACUUUUGCAGAAAUCAUUUAUUGAGAAAUGGGAGUUACCUAAAUAUCUUCAUAAUUAUUUGAUAGGAAGCUUAAGGAAAAUAAGAGCAUUUAACUUUGAAUCUAGUUUAUGUGAAAUAAUAGAUAAGUACAUUUCUUAUCUCAUAGAAGAUCUUUAUGAAUCAUCUAAAAAAAUGAUGAAGCUAAAAUAAGCUUUUGGGGUUUGCUUUGAUAGAUUAGAUGUGAAAGCUAAUAAGGACAGCAAUUUAAUUAAUAAUGAAGAGUUCAAAUAAAACUUUGAGAGCUUCAAACUGACAUUCAGAAAGCUUAACGACAAAGUAAAUGAAUAUAUAGUUGGCUAGGUCAAGGAUUUACUUCAAAGAAAAGAGGAAAAUGAUCAAAUCAAACUGUAAGUUAAAAGAUUCUUGAAUGAUUUAUCAGCGAGAAGAAGCCUUAAAAAAAUGAUUAGCAUUGUGAACGAUGAUAUGCUUUUCACCUCAUAUAAGAGAAUAGAUUAAUUUCAAGCAAUCAUAGAAUCUUAAUUUCAAACUUAUUUCAAAUUGAAUAAAGAAACUUUAAAAACAAGUUUAUAUGGAUUAACUGGAGCAGGAUUAUAAUUUAAAGGGUCAACUAUUAAAAUACUAGUAAGAAUGAGUAAUGUAGUUAAAACUAUUAAGCCUCUUUUUGAGUAGAUAAAGUAUUCGGAUGAAAAAUCGCCUUUUUAAUUAUCUUCUGAUACAAACAAUGUCUUUAGAGUUGUUCAUUCUGAUAAUGAAAGAUGCUUGUAUCUAAAGGUUUUUAAAAACGAAAUUGCUUAAAAAUACGACAACCUAGUAUUUAAGAUUAAAUUUGAACAUAUGAAUGUCAGAAAGGAAUUUAAACUUGCUAAUCUGAUUUAAAGAUAUUUAAAUUUUGAUAAAAACAGAGUGAGAAGAAUAGCUGCUCCAUUUAUUGCAUUAUUGAAAAUGAAUUAAUUAGUAGGAGAAAAAGAGGGCUAUCCCUCCUCCAUUACAUACUUGAUGAUGUUUAUCAAUUAUUGCUAGCAAUUGUAUAUUCUACCUAAUUUGACAAAAUAUGAAAAAGAAAAUGAUGAAAUAUUCCAGAAAUUUUAGACAACUGAAUAGUUAACUGAGAGAGAGAAAAAUUUUCUAAAUAAAAUUAUAGUUGAAAAAACUCUUUCCAAUCUUGAUGCAGGCUCAAAUGAUUUAUUAUCUUCUUCUAAAAACUUGGAGUCUAAAGUAAAAGUAUCUUAUUAUUUCAAUGAGAAUAAAGAUGGCCUGACAAAAUAGCUCCUUGAAUAUAAACAUCUGGUUGGAAUGGGAGUUAUGGAAAGUGAUAAAUUAUUCAUUUUAUUCCUAAAACAUCUUGCAGUUUCCCUUCCAAGCAGAAAUACAAAGUAUAAUAUUGCUUCUGGAGGAUUACAAAAAAAGAGACUUCAUAAAAACUAGUAUAUAAAUGUCAGGAAUCCAUUUAUUAAGAUGAUAAAUCAAGGAUCUAUUUUAAAGGAUCCAUUCAAGUUUAACAAGAUAAUAUAUAAAGUCAAGGAGUUUAUUAGAUUUAUUCACGAGGGAUAAUUUGAUCACUAUAUUCUCCAUAUUGCUACAUAGAUUAGAGAUGAAGGUAGCAACCCUGAUGAUUUCCUUGAGUCAGACACAGAGUGA
This is a messenger RNA of Stylonychia lemnae, 4179 nucleotides long. The record is from the annotation of a GenBank genome assembly. Lineage: Eukaryota; Ciliophora; Spirotrichea; Sporadotrichida; Oxytrichidae.